This is a messenger RNA of Myripristis murdjan (pinecone soldierfish), 1608 nucleotides long. It is a transcript of the gene eif1axb, whose product is annotated as eukaryotic translation initiation factor 1A X-linked b. The record is from RefSeq and is a predicted model, not a curated record. The transcript has 8 exons. The coding region runs from base 182 to 616 and encodes 144 amino acids. Gene Ontology annotation, molecular function: translation initiation factor activity; RNA binding. Gene Ontology annotation, biological process: translational initiation. Lineage: Eukaryota; Metazoa; Chordata; Actinopteri; Holocentriformes; Holocentridae.
UGCCGUGACGCACCGCGCAUGCGUAAACCCCGGUGAAGCCUCAGCGGUGACUACCUGCUCCUCGUUCCGCUCCGCUCCGUUCAGCUCGGCUCGGCUCUCACUCGACUUUUGUAAACAGUGUUGUAACGACAGGAACUCGUCCCCUCACGACAGCGAAGAUCACGACCGAGGUGUAAAGAAUAUGCCCAAGAAUAAAGGUAAAGGAGGAAAGAAUCGGCGACGUGGAAAGAACGAAAAUGAGUCUGAGAAGAGAGAGCUGGUGUUCAAAGAGGACGGCCAGGAAUACGCUCAGGUGAUUAAAAUGCUGGGUAACGGACGUCUGGAGGCCAUGUGCUUUGAUGGAGUCAAGCGGCUUUGCCACAUCAGAGGAAAACUCCGGAAAAAGGUUUGGAUCAACACGUCAGACAUCAUCCUGGUGGGGCUGAGAGAUUACCAGGACAACAAAGCUGACGUCAUCCUCAAGUACAACGCAGACGAGGCUCGCAGUUUGAAAGCCUACGGAGAGUUGCCAGAGCAUGCCAAAAUCAACGAGACAGACACCUUCGGGCCCGGAGACGACGAUGAGAUCCAGUUUGAUGACAUUGCCGAUGACGAUGAAGACGUCGAUGAUAUCUAAGGACCUGAAACCAGCGGGGAAAGCAUCAACAAAACAGCAAAAUUCACUGACGCGUUUCUGGAGUCUUUGUUGUUCUGCAUUGUCCAAGCAAAAAAAAAACACUCACUGUUCGAAAGGAGCUCCGCCGUCUCACUGAUACCACAACUGCAGAUAUCUCACCAAUACAUAUAUAUACCUAAUGCGUUAUCUUUUUAAAGUGUAUUUAUAUUGAUUUCACACAAUGUGGAAUUUAGAAACAAGUACAGAAUCUCUGGAUUCGCAAAUAAAAAGAUAAACCAUUUUAUGUUUUGUCGUCUGGCAGUGUGUAUCAUUGUAGCUCUAGUUGGUAACACUUCAUGUAGUUUUGGACAGUUUUGAAAAAAAGCUGUUUAUUGGUGACUGAGGGAGAACACUGAGAACCGCUCUGUAUCUGUUGGAUUUUUUUUUUUUUUUUCCGUGUUGUAUUCCAUUGAUAAAACAUUGCAGUUUGAUGAAUUAUUUGCUCUUUUUGGGAUUGAACCAUGGUGAAAUGAUGGCAGUCCCUCUCCCCUAAAAUGAAAAGAAGAAUCAAUCUGUAUUUUUCUAUUGUUUCCCUUGUUUGUGUUUGUCUGUUUUUUUGUUUGUUUGUAUGUUCAGUUUUGAGCAGCUCACUCUGUGGUUUCAGGACAGUCAAGUCUGGUCCGGCCGGCCGCUCUGUCUCGCUCUAGACCAGUGGUUCCCAAAAUCUUGAUGUGAACGACACCCUCCUAAACACACACACACACACACACGCCAGUGAAACCUCAUAUCACAGCCGUCAUUUUUACACAUUCUCUGAUUGUGAAAGCUUAUUUUGCCGGGGACCCCUUGGAUCCAUCUCCAGGACUCCUCGGGGGUUCCCUGCCCCGCUUUGGGAACCGCUGCUCUAGACCGCAAGAGGCCUGUUUUUGCUGUUGUUCUCUUGAAUUAAUUAAAAUGUAAUAUGAUAUUUGAAGGCUGAGUCGAGGGGUUUCCAAUAAAGAUCUUAACUCCAA